Molecule: messenger RNA, 21297 nt
Organism: Porites lobata
Lineage: Eukaryota; Metazoa; Cnidaria; Anthozoa; Scleractinia; Poritidae
Source: the annotation of a GenBank genome assembly
GGGGCUUGACCGAACCCAAACCGAAACCUAGCUACAGGCUGCAGGGUGUGGAUGCUUUAGUCGGUGCUUGAUAUAAAUAUUACAGCAUCUUCAUUUCUCACAGACAACCCGGUCAGGUGGGUCUAGAAUUUUAAAGAAAUGGAUUAGUCUAGCUCCCUUGUAGUGGGGGUACAGACACUCACACAAUUUGAUUCUUGUCAAGGUUCUCGGGAAAGAGCCUGUUCAAGACAGAGCGCAUGCAAUCGAAAAUAUGACAUCCUUGAAUGUGUAUACUGCAUGAACUGUAACACGCAUGAAAUUUGUGGGGAAUUAUUAUUAUAACAGUCUACUUUUAUUUACAAUGGUAAAGUUAUACGGCAUAGGUUCGAAGGCAGUUGUCAAAAAUUUCCUACAAGAUAUUAUUUGUGUCACGUAUUAUAUUGUUGGAGCAACCUUGGAAUUGCUAAUGAGGUAAACCUCGUAACUAGAUAUUUGAGCAGCUCAACAGACGAUUUCGAGCUCUAAAAAAUUUUUCCACAAUUCUUCAUACACUUCUCUCUUUAUAGCAAAAUAUUUAGCGAAACGAUCUCACGCAUUUAUUUGUUGAUUUGCUCAAAAUUAUGAAUUCGACCGAUUGAGUGUCUUGAGUCAUUGUUUGAGUUUCAUCCCCUUCCAAUUUGCCAGUAGGGCUUACUUUGCAUUGUCUUGGCCCUGCUGAGUUGAUUCUAAUAUGCCGGGGUGGUAAGUUUAAUCGCGUAUUUUUAAACUUAAUUUAGACUGCAUCCGGCUGCAGAAAGAUACAUUUGUAGUCAAAACGCGAUAUUCCAGAAAUCUGCCUCAGCAGUCUGCAAAUGAGACGGCCUUUGUUAGUUCGACCUCUCUUUACUUUGACUAAGGCUGUACCAUGCACUUAGCUGUUUAAAAACCGUAGUAAAUUUACCUUGCUUUAUGAUCGUCUCAUUACAGCAAAGCGCUUGUCGAAAAUACCGAAGCACAGGAAAAACGCAAAUGAACCGCUGUCGUUUUCUCCGUGAAAACACCUAACACUUCACAACAGUACUACAGUGGAACCUCUAUAUAACCAAGUCCUCGGUAUUAAUCGAACGAUUUUCUUGUCCCGGCCAGUAAUUUUAAAAUAUAUGAAAAAGAACCUCGAUAUAUAACGAAACCUUGUUAUAUCGAACAAUUUUUGCCAGUGCCUUGGCACUUAAUUGGUUAUAUCGAGUUUCCAAUGUAACUAAGCUUCCAUUGUAUUUGCAUUCAUUUGUCUCUUGAAGGUGUGUGUUGGAGUUUAGAAAACUCUUUUUUGCCUGCAAAGCCUUACUGGUAGCGUACUUUUAUCGAGCGACAUUUUUAAUAGGUGCGUUUUUGUAUCUUUAUACGAUUGAUCCCUUUUUCACCCACUGCCUUUUUGGCCAAGGAAGUUAAACCAUACUGCCCAUAAAUUGUUUUGAAUCUGUAUGUGGCAAUUUAAGUUAGCACAAAUUAUACGCCCCUUAAUAAAUCUCAUUGUCUUCGGAACGUAUUUUAAGUAUUUUUGACCAUGCAACUUUAAAAAAUUAUAUCUCUGCUGUUAUUUACAGUUCUAUAUCAAGCUAUACCUCAUUAGAAAGGGUAACAAUUAAACUUUUAGAAAAAAAAAUAUUUCGGUCUCAGGGAACCCAUAAUAUUCUGUAUAAAAGAAAAUAAACAAGGCAUAUUUUUAGAUAAUUAUUUUUAAAAAAAUUUAAGAGUGUAAUUUUGCCAGAAAAGUUGUAUAUUUUAUGUAAUACAGUACAAAUAUUUUUUUUUAUUCAAUAUCUGAGUAAAAUAGCCCGAAUAUCGGUCGAAAAAACAGAGCGACUAACAAUUUUCUACAAAUUUAUUUUGUGACCCUAUCGGAUUAUGCAAAUGAGGUCAGCAAAGAAGCAAAGAUUCUUACUGUUUUAUUACCUCUAUUUUCGCGUUUAUUUCGCUUGUUAUCCUCCAGAAUCCUCCAAAAUAAUUCGCUUGACUUGUAUUUGGUCGAAAUUCGUCGAUAAAAGUUUUCAUUCUUCGCAAAAGCCGCGACAAAAUUCUUCCCGACGGAAGCGCCACUUUUACUAGAUUUGACAAAAUCGUUGCGUGAAGCUCAAAACUCCCCAGGUCCUGGAACUUGGGACAUAAUUGGCUAAAUCUAUUGACUUCCUGUGGGCCAAAUGUGGAGGCAAUCGGAAGUAACAAAAUUUUUUGCGAGUGUUGGUCGCGUCAUCGACCUAAACUGGUCGAAACGUUCACGUUCCGAAGACAAUGAGAUUUAUUGGCGGCAAAAUAUGAUAAUCACUAUGAACUGGGUCUGAGCAGCAAACACGCAAAGAAAUGGAAAUAAUAUUUCAAGACAGUGAUUGUGUUGUCUGAGUUUUACAUUUCGUAAAGCAGCUUAAUUUUGCAGAUCGAUCAGUGACAAGCUAAGCGGUCGAAAAAUUAUGUUGCCGUCGACGCACAGUUUUCAACUGGAAUUAGGUGUGGCUGAACACGGUUCAAUAGGUUUUUGAUCGUAUAUUACCGUCAAUAUUACACUCCUUCCCUGUCAAAUACGCCUUUUCAAGGGGAGAAAUUUAAUAGUUCCAAGUGUUGUUUGCAGGAUACGAUGUGAUGUGUGAAUGGUCUAUGACUUGCAGCAGCUCUCAAAAAAUUAAAGAUUUUCCAGAGCCAGUCGGCAAAAUUAACGAAAAUGUCAACUUCGCAUUUAGUAAUUUCUGAUGCAAAUUAUAACAAGUGUUGAGAUCUGCCAAAGACACCGCAGUCUGGUCAAAUAAAAGGAGCAAAGUUAUUGGAGGACAUUUCUGGCGUGAGAUUAAGGGUGUGUUCCUUUCGGCGAAUCCAAAAACGGAUUUUGAUCCUAGAUUUUCCAGAUUUCGCGGUCGAAAGGAACGUGAAAUCCGAAAGUGGAUUUGUAACCUUGGUAACCUUUCGCCAACGCGUGCAAUAUGCACGACAGCCUCUCAAAAAAUGACGUGUUUUCUACUCUUUGACAAAUAUACCGUGCAGAAUUUAGUGGUCGGCAGUUCGAAUAGCGACGAUGGAACAUAUAAAACAGACAAAGAAAGAAUGUCGGCCAGUUUGAUCCAGUUCCAUAGCUCGGAUUUUUUUAUGUAACACGAUCGAGUGCCUGUCGCGUCUACAAGCGAGUUUGUAGUUAGAUAGCAGUUCAUUUACUUACUUAUUUCUGAUUUCAAGCAGUCUUUUAGAGACAAAUGGUUAGUAUAUGGAUUUUUUAAUGUACCAGGAACAAUUCUCUAAUGUUUUCAGAUGUUUUGCGGCAAAUGACAGCAACGAAGAAACUCUACGGCGUCUAUGGGAAUACUUCAACUGGAAAUACCGCUGGAUCAUCGACUAAUUUCGGAUCCACUGUGAAUGGAACAGCGUAGAUCACUAAUCCGUUAAUCUGGAUUUGGAUUCUUCGGAUUUCAAAUCCAAUGAAUCCUUGUUCAAAAAGGAUUCACCAGAUCAAAAAUCCGGAUUUGGAUUUGCCGAAAGGAACGCGAAAUCCGUUCUUAGAUCUAAAAUCCGUUUUUGGAUUCACCGAAAGGAACACACCCUAAUUCGCAAGAAAAUGAAAGCCGCAGUUUGGUUGUCUGUAUUCUGGGAAAGGAAUGUACGUCGGGUUGAUUAGAAGCAGCCGUUGCCGGUUCAAAGCUCAAAUUUCGCAUGCACAAUAUAUACUUAUAUGACAUAACAUUUUUUAGGCUAAAAGUGUAAAAGUGAGGGUUGGUUCGUUGCCAUAGUAACAUGGAUGAUUGCAAACAAGCAUAAAAUUUUGAAACAAGCGCUCUCACAUUGCUCUCUUAAGCCACGUAUGUGUGUCCGGGCUUUAAGUCAUGUGAUAUAUGAGAGGCAACGUGUGGGCAUUUUUAUCAGCUUGUCGUCACAGGUUUUUCUUUAAAAGCUUAUUGGCUGCAUAUCUGCUCAUGAUAAAGUUGUUAAACAUGCACAUAAAUGGCCAUAGGUUAAAGCAGUUCGUUUCAAUUACAUGCUUUUGGUAAUGACCUGGGCCUGACUUUGUUGCUUUCAAAAGACAAGCUUAAUUUCGACGGCUACGUAAAAUAGGCAUAUCGUCAGCAUAAUUUUUCGAUCAAUUACACAUUUGCAAAUGGCUAUUCAUUUUGUUGCACUAGCCUCACAGAGACUUCAUCAAUGUGAGUUAAGGAAACAUAAGCAGGAUGCAUGAGUUUUUGCCAGUAUCCUUGCAUUCUCAUCAGGAAGCCGACUGAAAUGCUUUGGAAAUUAAGAAGGGUUACAGGGUCGGAAUUACAUGAUUACCACAUACACGGAGUCGACAGGCUAGAUCGGCCUGAUGAAGAAAAGCCUUAUUGUGUGGCAUCUUUAUCUCUAGGAUUGUUGAAUUUUACUUAACUAUUUUAAAACUUGUUUACUUUUUCAGUCUGGAACAGUGGUUCGCGGAUACAACUUUGUAUUGUCCCCUUUUUUAUCGGAUGACUAGGUACUAUUCUGCGCAUGCCGUUUAUGUCUUCCUAGUGGGUAAAUUGCAUGUCUGUGCAGGUCAAAACCUCGCCCUUUUUUAUCGGCCGAGAACAAAAGUAGUGCAGUUAAAAGUUUGCAAUUUUUCUAAGGAAACAAUGCCAAAAUACAUAAAAAAACACGCCACCAUAAUUAAUACCACCAAAGAAACUAAUCCUAUUAUUUUGCAGGUAAUUCCUUCAAAGGAUCGACGCAUUAUGUUUUCCCCCCGGAAAAAGACGACUCGCGGAAAGGCUGAGAACAAAGAGCGAAAGCGGAAGGGACCCUCUCCUAUGUUCAUUCACAGGCAGAAUGCUUUUUCAAGACGUUCUAUUGAGGCAAAACCAUAUGCAGCAGUAGGGACGUGGUUUGUGGGACCUAAGGCCGAGAAUUCUGACAUAUUUACCAGUCUGAUGAAUGAAGCGAUCGAGUCUCAUUUUCAGUUUCGUCGAGGGUAAUUUAACAUCAUUUAUUCCAACAUUUUCCUUUUUAGUCGAGCCUGCUUUAGCAGAGCGAGACUCUAAAAAAGCAAGGGUUUUGUUUUGUUUUUUGGUGUGUCUUCCCCAAAUCGUCGGCCAUUGCCCCAGCCGUUCCUAGCGGAGACCGUGGAAACUGGGGAUAAGAAUCGUGACGAUGACUGAAACGACGCACAAAAUUGAUCACAUUUCGGCCGUUUGGCAAUGAUGUAAUUUUUUUCCGAGGCCCUUCAUUUUCGUGUAAUUAUACACGCGUAUUUAAAAGCUGAAGAGUACUCGACCGUCGAUAUUAUAGCGGGAAAUGGUUCAUUGAAAACGUUCAAGAUAAUGAUUUUUAAGUGUAUUUUAUGUUUAGUUUCUACCCUUGUGAUCCGCCUUAUGUGACAGACGAGGUGAGACAAGCUCCUUCUUUCCAGCUAUCCAAGUCAAAAAUGGAAUUUGAACUGAAGAAGAUGCAGAAAGAACUGCACAAGUCGGUGCCUUUCUUCAGCACGAGAUAUAAGGUGGGUUGUUGCCUCGGUUUGGGUACUUGGCAGAUGAUUUUAUAUGCAGCUACAAUAUGCCAUAAUUUACAAAACUGCAGGACAAAGGUUCAUCCAUGACCUUUUCUUAAUACUUGAAAACUGGUCUUAAAAUAAUUUGGAGAGAUAUCCCUCCUCCCCAUUUAUUGUUGUACGGCUGACAAGGAGGCGAUGCAAAAGUGGAUAACACAACAACAACAACAACAUAAUAAUACCAAUAAUAAUAACAAUAAUAACAACAUUUUUUUAUUGAUAAUAUAACAAUUCUUUAUUGGUUACUAAAUAAAAACACAUAUCUAAUGUUACAAAGUCGAUAAUAAUAAAGCUAUAUAAGUGGAGAAAAUGGAAGGGAAUAAAACAACAAAUAUAAAUAAUCUUAAAGCUGUUACAUUAAAAAAAUGAGUAUUUUUAUAUAAAUGCUUUCCUAAAGAAAAAGGGCCAAAUGUCUAUAAGACGUACUCUUAAUUAACACAGGAGAAGAAUUAACACGAGAAGAAGGAUUUAAAAAAGAUAAGAAUCCUAAAUGUGAAUGUUAAUACUAAAAUCUCGCUGGUUCCUUAUCGAUUUCAAAGCCUCUACUAAUCCUAAAUGUGAAAAAUAUUUAAAGUUCUAAUCCUAAAAAUCCGGCUACCUAGUUCCUUAUCAGUUUCAAAGUUGUUAUCUGUAAUCUUCAGCGGAGCUGUAGCUCUUCGCGUACAACGCGAGCCUCUCAAGCACAACAGCGCAGACCUCAGGAGGGCAAAUGAGACUUUGUCACGAAUCCCGACAUUGUAGUAUUAUAAUCCUCUCCUUUCUUGGUUGGUAAAAGUUCAGCCAGUCUACUGUGAUACCUCUUGCAUUUGUCCGCCAUUCAUCCUAUGGUAGUAAAUACCAGUGGUGUGAAGGAGCCUUCUUCGACUUCUAGCACCCUACUGGCAUACAUUCUCUUCUUCUAACUCUCACGCUGCCGUUAGAUUUGUUUUGUGGUGUCAGGGUUUUAUAAGACGCUGCAUUUGGGCAUCAAACCCUAACGUCAAAAGAGGCAGUCAAUGUCGAGCCAAGCAUCGGCUACUGUUCGUACAAGGUGUCAGCACUUCUCCGUUUAUCUGCUGAAGUACCGGCUCAAUUUGGACGUCAUAGUAUAUGCCAUCUGAUCAUUGCCAUUUUGGCUUCCAAAUCACGCAGGUCGUUAUGUAUUUGAAUGAUGAAGCCUCCUCGUCUGCACACUAUGGCGUGGUCUACAUCGAAAACACCUUCACACCCACAAGUAGACGGGGUUUCGCUUAAUUUUCAAUCAUAUCUGAAAUCAAAGCCAUCUUUGAAUUCUCUCUUAUUUAGAGUUAAAAGCCCACAUAUUUAACUGAAAUGACAGCAUGUAAGGCAGUUAGAAGCCCCCUUUCUCUGCAACAAGGUCGGCAGCUCUCUUAGUUUGCUCAGGAAGGGAAUUCUUCAGUUCCUGUAGGUUGUCUGUAAGGCGCUUAUGCUUCUCUCUACGGAUACAUUGCUACAGUGUACUAUUGCACGAUCGUCCGGGAGCUCUUGCUUGUGCGCCACUAUCUGUUCGACUGGUCGUUCAGUUAUCGCCAUUGAAGCUUCGUAUUCCGAGGCUGCAAUAUGACAUGGGUCUGUGAUCCCAAGACCACCCAUCGUCCUUACAGGCAAUGCUAAACAAACCACGCUCAGCAGGCGUGCAAGUGUGCCCUAUGAUAGCAUUUGGGUAAUAUCCUAGGCUAUAAGUCCCAUUUCACUGAGCACGUCCCACCACUUUCUCAGCUCUCUCAGAGGACCAGCGCACGUUGCAUCGUCAGCAUACCAAAAUUGCUUUAUAAGGCGUGACGAAUUUAAGCGUGUAAUUAACGGUUGAAGGCCAAUAGCGUACAGACUCAUAAAGGGGUCACCCUGUGUAAUUCCCUCUGCAGAUGUCCGCUCUUUUCCAACCAUCACGAAUAAGAUCAUAGGUUCGCUGUAGGUGUUUAUGGCACAGGUAGAUACAGAGGGGCACAGAAUCCUGGUAUUAUGUACGGUCACAGCCCUGUUCAAUGAAUUAAACUCAUUUGAAGCAUCAACUAAUGGCGCAAAGUUCGUAUCCUCAGCUUCAAAUGUACUGUACAUGGCGUGAACGGCUGUCUCGCCCCCAAUAGUCAGGCUUGCUCACACUCGAGUUGCAGGCAUCAAUGAUAUGUUGCUUUGUCUCUUUCUUCGCGCUCUUUCCGAUUAUUCUCCUGAUCACUUCUCCAAAACCAAUCGGCCGAACUUCGCCAUUUCUUUUUCUAGUGGGAUAAGACGGUUUGCCAAAAUUGGCUUGAUUGUGAAAGGUUUAAUAAAUUCAGUACAAAGUCUCUUUGCUAGCACCUAGACCUGUGCUCGCUUUUUUGAACGCCUUGCAGCGAGCAUCUUUCUGAAACCAUUAGCAUCUACCCCCGAUGGGCCGUCUGAAGAUUUAGUUCUUAAUGCCGUUUCCCUCACCAUUUCUCCAUUUAUCUCGUGGUAUAGGAUAUGUGGGACUGAUCCUCAACAAGACAAAAGUGCAAAGCUUCUUGCUGGGCUUCCUGUGUACUAGGGUGUUUAUCCGUAAGUUGUCUCAUUAUGUCAUCGCUCGAUGGCUGAACACCCCGACAGUCUUCUUAGCUCAGGCAACGCAGAGCUGAAUUGAUAUGCCCUUCCAUAACCAGCUUUGCGAAAAUUUCUGCCCGAUUCAGUAGUUUAGGUGUUCGAGACUCUGUUAAACGCUUCUAUAUCACCCGCUUUCACGCAGUAGAGUGUCUAUUUCUCCCUCUUUCCAUAAUAUUAGUCUCUUUGACAAACAGUCUUGAUGAUCAUUUUCUUUUGCGAUAAUAAAAUAAUAAUGACAAUACCAAGAAAAUAACGACAAACACACUCUCACGCGGCACAUUUGCUUGGAAAUCUUUCAUUAUAUUAUUGCGUGAGCAACCUAAAGACCAGUUAGUUCUCUGCUAACAGAGAACUAAUUAAUCUGUAGGUUGAGCUGACUUUCAAAAUUAACUGUAAGCUCUUAGCUAGAGAGGAGACAUAUGGUGCGAACAAUGUAUAAUAAUUAAGAAAAUUAUUGAUGGUUAACGAAUUGCCAUUUCAGGGUCAUGUGAAUUGAGACACAGCAGUCCCAGCUAAUAUUGGAUAUAUCGCUUCCAUUCUGUGGAACCAAAACAACUGUGCUGCCGAGGGAGGUCCAAUGACAACAGCGUACGAGAUUGAGGCUGGAAGUGACCUGUGUGAGAUGAUAGGAUUGGAUAGGGAUCAGAGUAUGGGGCACUUGGUAGCUGGAGGCUCAAUUGCAAACAUAGAAGCCAUCUGGGUAGCAAGAAAUCUGAAAUAUUAUCCUCUCGGGCUUCAAGAGGCUUUGCUUAAAGAUGAAAAGUUACGGGGAGCCCGUGAAUACGAGGUGAGUUAAUUCAUGCCAGUUAUUUGGACGCGAAAGACAAGAAUCAACUCAGGGCGCCAGACUUGUAUUUUCUUUUACAUGGUUAAAGUUCUUAAACAUAUCACAAACCCCUGUUUUUUUAUUCAUAUUAUUACUGAAUUAGCGCUCAGCUUCAAAUAAGCUCCUCAUCCUUCGAAUAAGGUAAAAAUUUGAAUUAUAAGCUCACGUCUUGAAAAAAUCAGCCUCACCCCAUCCCUCGAUAUUGAAUGCGUAUAUCGGCGAUGAAUAUAGCUUUGCAGAUUUUAUCACCUAAGAGAAAGUACCAUUUGGCACAUCAAACUGUCUAAAACACAGGUUUGUCGAGUUUGUACUAAAAGUACAAGUUUCAAUAUUUACACCCGGGUCUUUUUAUAUAUGUUUCCCUGUUAUCAGCAGCAUUCUUGUUCUAACUAGCUUAUCAGAGAUCACAUCAUUUUAAUAUUUUCGACGUAGAAACUCAUACCUCAUGAUACCCCUCAGCUAUGGGUAGUUUUUGAGCGGGCAGGUGUGAAUGCAGUCCUGACCCUUUCCCUCACCCUAGGGAACACAUAUUGCGUUAAAGUAUUUUUUUAAAAAAUUAAUUCUUUAGACAUAUUUGCUGCAAGUACGAGGGUUACAUUAUUUCAGUUAAAUCCUUACUUUCAAUUAAUAUUUACAGAUUAACCUGCCUCAAAAGGGCUGUAAUAUUCCUCUUGUAAAUGCCACACAAUGGGAGCUACUCAAUCUGGAUACGGACACCAUUAUUAAGAUGCCGUUUGACGUAGCGGAAAAAGCAGGGCUGAGCCAGGAGGAGUUUAGAAAAAUCAUGGGAAAAUAUCUUUACGAGUGCAUUGGUACCCAAGAAUUUUGCCGCCGACACAUGCUGACCAACAGUCCUUGCAUAGUAGUGGGAAGCACCUAUCAUGUGUCCUUUCUGAAAGGAGUAACUAUUGCAGGUCUUGGAAAGGAAAAUCUGGUUACAGUGCCAGUAGACAAAAAUGCUCGACUGGACGCUAACGGUACGUUGAAAAUGGGUAUUAGCUUUAGCAUCUCAUAGGGCUUUUUUACAUGACGUCAUUGUCGCCAUAUUGCUUUAAAGAAUUUCCGAAACAAAAUCUUAUGUAAGCUUGUUUUCUUUCAUUCCAUAAAUUUGCAUAGAUGCUAGCCAAUGAGUGAAAACACUCUAUAUAGGUGCGAGAAUCCGUUUAGGGAAAAGAAAGAAAUAACAAUUUGCUCAUUAUCCUUCGGGAGGAAAAAAACAAAGGAAGAAAGAAAGAAAGAAGGAAAGAGGAAUAAAUAUGUUAUUACAUUACCAGGAUUGCUGAUAUUCAUUUGACCAAGCCUAAAAGCGGAGCUUCUCAUGAUUCUCCAAUUUUUAUAUGGAAGGUGGCAAGGGAGUGGUGGCACAAAACAAGCAACAGUAAACAUGAAAAGCACUAUCAAGUAUAAUUCCCUAAUUAGCUUAUAAAAUCGUUUUCCAGUGGAUAGAGAUAUUACAUUCAGCCGAUUAUAGCGACUCAUCCACCUUUUGAAAUGGCCAAAUGUAUUAGGGAUGGGAAUGUAGAAUUUAGGUGGGCAUAUUUUGUCAAUCACUGUCAUAAGCUAAUGCCACUGCUUUUCCAGUAAUUUCUGUCUACGAUAACACCUCUCUUCAUUCUCUUCUUCACCAGUAUUGGAACUGACAUUAAAAGAGAAAAUGAAGAAUCACAUUCCCGUGAUCAGCGUGAUAAGUAUCAUGGGAACAACAGAAGAGAGUGCCGUUGAUCCUUUGGAUGAAAUUCUUUCUAUCAGGGAAAAACUGAGCAAGGAGGUUAGUUUAUCAUUUUAUCUUAUUUUGUUCUGAUUUCCCUCUCUACAAACAUAUCUUGGGAGGAUGUGAAUCGCCUGUCGAGGCACGGUAGGCUGCCAGAAGGCUCUCAAGUUGGGUAGUUCUUUCUUGCUGGGCUGUGUUACACAUUUAGACUGAUUUGCAUAGAGUCAAUUAAGGGACAGGCUAAGGAGUAUGAAAAAGCUAAGGUAAAGUUGAUAAUUCCCUAAACACGCCCAUUUUUGUAUUGCCGCUAAGUCAGAAGUCUUGAAUUUUUUUUUUAAGAUCACAACGAGAAUCCCAUAACUUUUUAACAUUACACUUUGGUAUUCUGUCGGCGGCCUAGGAUGAAAUGGGGGAAACUACAUCCACGAUGAACCAUCUUUCACCAUCACCAAGAGAGAAUAGCUUUAUCCUCCCUUGCCAUCACUGAAUCACAUUCGUAUCUACCGCCUAUACUUCAUCACUUUACAAUAUUCAAAGGAUAGCUCGACUGUGUGCAUUACUAUACUAUGCAGUUUUGAAUCUUUGUUUCAUUUCAUUGCAGGGAUUAAAUUUCAGUAUCCACGCAGACGCUGCCUGGGGGGCGUACUUUGCAUGCAUGCUGAGAGAUCCGACAGAUGAUACAGCUAUGAAAAAUGUCAAAGAUGAAGCAUUUGUUCCUGAACUCUCCCUUAAUGCGCACGUUAAAAAGCAGUUGCAAGUACGUAUCCCUCGACAACAACAAUAUUUCCUUCUCCAGAGAAACAUAAUUCAACAAGCGGUCAAAUCUUUGAAUUUUUCUGGAGGUUCACGGAAUUUUUAGGAAAAAUUCAUAGAAUGUUUAAAAAACUGGAGGAAUGUAUAUAGCCUUUGGUGAAAUAAUUGCAAGGUCUUUUGUUUAAGUCACAAAAUGGUUAAAACUGUCUGCAACAUUUGUCGAUAUGCGUACCUAUUCUCAGAUCAUAGGUUAGCGGUUUAAGCGUAGUUUUUCAAUAUUUUCACGUUUGCCACUGCCGCGCUGAAUUUGAAUUUAAGUCAAUCAUUUUAGUUUAGCAGGACAGUAGAACGACGUCUGAAACAGGCCUUAAAUACCCGUUGGCUCCAUGGUCUUAGCUGUCAACUUAUAAGCCAAAUUUUGAUAAUUUUGAGAUUAAAAAAAAUUGACUUGUGUUCGUUAACGGAGGCCUAUAAUCAUCAACAACAACAACACAAAUUUAAAUUAAUAAACAAAUAAAAUUACAAAAGUAUUGCCCGAAGCUAGCAAGGCUAUUCAAGGUGGCACAAUACGUGCAAAAUAUAAGAAAUAAAGACUAACUUAAGGCUACUAGCUAAGGAAAGUUUACAGUUAGUUACAAAUAGAUGAAAUAAAACUCGUAAUAUGGAUGAGGACUAGAUAACAGACUAAAGGAAAAAGAAUUAAACAAAGAAGUUGUAAAAGUAGAAACUAAUAAGCAAGAAUUUAUUUUUUCAACAUUUUUGGCUAAUUUUACCUUUUUAAUUAAAGUGGGCGUAUCAAUAUACUUAUCUUAGGAAUUCAAAAUAUCAAAAAGUAACUUGCGGAGUGUUUUUUCCUUGUUCUUGGGGAGAUGUCGGAUGUUAAAUGGUAACCAGUAACGAGAAUGGUGUCCAUACCGAUCCUGGCUAAUAAUUCUACCUUAUCCAAAAUUCUACCUUAGCCAAAAUACCCUAAUGGAACUUCCACCACAAGAGUAUGAUUUAAAGCUAAACAAAUACUAUGACUUGGCUUUAGAAAGCAAAGUCAUAGAAGAGACUGUUUAAACUACAGUGGUUGCAGUGGUAUUUUUCAUUGGUAUGAACACCUAUAUUUACCGUGGUGAAUUUAUUUACCCAAUUUUAGUAUGUGUAAUCAAAUGGUGACGAGUGAAAUUAGGGAAUAAUUUCACUUGCGUUUUGUCCAAAUCCUAAUAAUUAUUAGGAUUUGGACAAAACGCAAGUGAAAUUAUUCCCUAAUUUCACGAGUAUACCAUUUGAUUACCUAUUAAUAUCAUGGGUGACGAAUUACGUUAGCAAUCUUGGAUUUUUGACAUGUUUAUCCUGGAUCGUAUCGAUCGAGAGCUCCUACACUCUCUCGAAAGUUUAGAGCUUAAAUUUGGCUUAAGUUCAGAGUUUUUUGCCAAAAUACCUGUUAGAAUCCUUCUUAAUGUGCUCUUUCGUGUGUUCAGGUUUUCUAAAGCGUCUUUUUGUCCUCUGACAUCUUCAUUCAUUACAGUUAAAAAUUUCGUCACCAUCUUGACUCUGAGACGUACGAAAGGUUGCCAUGGCAAUUUUGUAAUUUCACAUGUGAAAUUACAAAUUAACGCUGAAAUUUCGCGCCAAAAUUAAGGAGUGAUUCGUCACCUAUGAUAUUAGGAGUAUAAUACAAAGGAUCUUGCCGUUUGGGGUUGCUUUUAUCUUGGCUGGUGUAGGAUAACCCCAAAGGCUACAGGGAUCGAUCAGCUCUGCACUGCAAAGUCAGCUGUUCCGCCAAUUGCAGGCCUGACUCUCUUUCUGUGAUGUCAUUUGGUUAAUGACUUUUCCAUCACUGGGCGAUUGACCAGCAUAAAUUAGCCCGUUAUGAAAAGUUAGCUUAGGAGCAACAAACCUAUCAAAAUGUAAUUUGAUAUAAAUAAUAGCAUACAUUCAAGUUUAGUGAUCACUUCGGUUCUAUAUUAAUUUUGUUGAAGGAUCUUAAGCACUGCGAUACCAUCACCUGCGACCCACACAAGUCUGGAUUCUGCCCGUACCCAGCUGGGGCUAUAUGCUAUCGUGACAAGAAUCUUAACAAUUUCCUCAACUUGUCAAGUGGCGUGCUGUACUACCACGGCGACUCUAACCUUGGCGAUGUCGGUGUCGAAGGUUCAAAACCUGGCGCAGCUGCUUCCGGGGUGUUGCUGGCCAACAAGGUACGCAAUAUCUUUUGAACAGGCUGCAUGCACGAUAUUGCGUCAUUUCCAAUAACCAACAAAACGAUUGGUUCGUCCUUCUGAAUAUAGUAAUGCUUUACACCAUACAAAGAAAUCAUUGGGGUAUUAAAAAGCAGUAUCUUGAUGUAUCGUUGCAAUAAGACCCCAAUAUAACCAAUCUAAGGAAUCCUAGUCAAGUAAUAAAGCAUAAAGGCAGCGAAAGUGUGAAAAUCGUUGGGUUGAAAUUAAGUUACUACCUGUUGAAGGUAUUAAAGACUGACAUUAUAAAUGCCUGCAAAGGUUAUGGGUGAGUGGAACCUUUGUAUGUCAAGGUGCAAAGGGACUGGGUGAACACUUCAAUAAAACGUGGAGUAGAGGAAGUCGUUCUCUAUACUGAGCUUUCUGGCAAAGCGAUUCGUUUGUCUUUUCUCACUGUAGCUCAAACUGCAUAGAUGGCCCUAUCAUAUACUUGGGUUUUUUGUUUUUGUUUUUAUUUCAGUUUCAUUUACUACUUACAUAUAGUUUGUAGGCCCAAUAAAAUCUAUAACAUCAUCGAUGUAUUUUUUAGGUCAUAGGUCUUCACAAGAAUGGCUAUGGUCGCGUUUUAGCCGAAUGCAUGUUUACCUCAAAGAUUCUUUACUGCUACUGGGUAUGCCUGGCCGAAGACGAUGACGACUUUGUUAUUGAAACGACCAAGCCCUUACCCUUCGGGGUAACCAAGGCCUUUAUAAGGGACAAUAUUCUUGGUAAAAGCAACGAGGAGCUGGCGAAGGUACUUUAUGAACAGUGUAUAUUAAUUGAUAUUGUGAUAUUGUGAUAUAUGUGCCAUUGAGGUGACAGACUUAUGAGAAGCCCAAAAACAUUUCGCGCUUUUUCUUUAUGACGAAAAUAUGUACCUACUCACCCAAAUAGGAAGCCUUUCGAUGUCCACCUUGAUAAAAUAAGAUAAGAUACAAUUGUUUAUUUCGAAAGUUCUCCAAUUGGGUGAGGGGAAAAAAAAUUUUACGAAUUAAAAUCUUUUUGUAAAGCUUCCCAAUGAAGUAUUUAUACCCUCUUAAUGAAAUAAAAAAUUUAUGGCUCUUUGGAGAGCACUUUUGUUUGAUUGAAGUAACCACCAAAGAUGUGAUCUAAAACGCAGAUCUACAACUUAUUUCGAUUUAAAGGCUACAGUUAGGAAAAAGUCACUGUAUAUUAAUAUACAGUUACUGUAUUCGUUUCUCUCUCUUUUAGGAUGAAACCCUGAUGACAUUCCUUCAAGAAAUUGGCCCCGACACUCUAAUUCCCUGCUUUUCAGUAAAUAUCCGUAGUAAUAAGGAUGUCAGUAUUACCAAUAAUAUAAUCCAGGCAAUUUUCAACGAUCUUUGUCACAUGUCUACUGGAGAAUCAGAGCAGCGGAUGCCUUUGAUUGUGACGACAUCCACCAUGCAGGACCACAGGCACAGUUCCACUUUAGAGGACUUCAAGGAAAGACUUGGGGUAAGGAGAAAAAAAAGGCAUAAUUAGUCUGACUAAAAGCACUGAUUCUUAUUCCGAAGUUCAAUAAUUAUUUCCUUAUCAGAAAUUAAUAAAAGUAGAGACCUUUAGAUUCUGAGACGAGUACGACUACGAGUACAAGAUUUUCUCAAUACUAAGUAGUGCUCGGCGUGAGCCAGCGUCAUUUUGGCGGGAAAAUGUGGUAGCUGUCGUUACUCUACUACGAGUUUUAGCAAGAAUGUCGAAGUGGCGGAAACUAGUUAUCAAAUGUUAGAAGUUUUAUCAUUCUGCGAUCGGGAGAGGGUGUAACCUCCUUCACUAAAGGUAACAUUGCUAACUUUUCUAGUGAAAAUGGUAAAAUGAAGUUUUCCGGGGAGUCUAUAUUUUGAGAAUACGCGAAAAACUUUAAGUCAAAUCUGGUACUCGCAGUCGUCCUCGUCCUUGAAUCUAAAGGCCUCUAUUAAUAGUGAUAAUGAUAAUGAUGAUGGUGAUAAUGAUGACUGUGAUGAAUUCAAUGAUAACGGUAAUACUAAUGGUAACGAUAAAUUGCUCAUCGCCUAUCCCUGACCCUUUCGGCCUUUUUCUUAGGUGAAUAGACUUUUUACUUCAAGUUGUUAACCAGGUCUGGUUGCCUAGUUACUUAUAGACUGUAGUUUUCAAAAGCAUUUAUCUCGCCGAUUUUUUGAAAACCAACCUACCGAAAUUUGCAGUCAUUUGAGUGAAAAAGGGUCAAAGGCAGGUUUUUAAGCUCGAGAAGUUCCAAAAUCACGGUGACGAAGGGAAAGGAGAGGAGAAAAAGAAAGAGCGAGGAGAAGGAAAAGAAGAGAAGAGAAAAAAAUCAAUGGUUGCACUCCCAGUUGUUAUAACAGCUACUUUUGAGAUAGUUUUUGGCCGAAAAAAACUGUUGGACGCAAAACGUCCUUUUGGCAAUAACGUUUUCAAAAAUCGGGCUAGAUAUUGAUAACGAUGGUUCUAAACGGCCUUUUUGUAAGUAUCCUCCUAAUUCCUCGCACGUGCUUCCAUUGUGCUUUUUGUUUGAUUUUUGUUGUACUUUCUUUCGAAUUAAAUAAAGCUUGACACAACCAACAAGGAUGGAGUCAAAUACGUCAUCACCACUUGCUUAGAUCCCUGGUCCACCUCAAUGGAGUUCAUGGAUGACAUGGCUGCUAUAAUGAGAAAUGCAAUCCUCAGCGCUAUUGGAACUGUAAGUGUUAUUGCUUACCAUCAGUUUUAGGCACUACAUAUUACGCAAUUAGGCAUACUUUCUUUGGAGAACAGGAUUACGCUCAUAAUCCUCAUUCAGGAUCAUAGAUUACACUCGCCUUAGAGAGUUAAACGAGGUUGCAUCUUAAGUCUAUACUGAGUUCAAAUUCUACAAGCCUUAAGCAAGCGAUAGACGAGAGGACAUCCCAGCUUUACGUGAAGUUCAUAACUCGAUUUAUUUGACGAAAGGCUUCACGGAUUAACCCUCAAAACUUCAUCGGUGAUCGUACCUCUGCCCAUAUUGCACCUAAAAGAUAAAAAAGAAAGGGACUCGGCUCAGCUUCCCUCCGAGAGUUGGUUCAACACUACCGUGAGUCGUAUUUUUAGCUGAUUCACCAUUAUAGCAUUGUAGGUUGCAGGCUGUAGUAAAGCAGACGGGAACAUCCUCCUCUUUAUCAAGUCUUGAGCAACCGCGCACGUACGUUACAGUCUUCGUGUUUCUUUUUCAAUAGGUUACUGACCCACCAGACUACCACUCUUUUGUAAGUGUAGACAAGGUGAAUACAGUGGACAAGGAAUUAUAUGUUUGCUAUGCAGGCAACUUUAAUCAGGUCCAGGCUCAGCGACGGUAUUUCGUUGUCGCCAAGUUCAGUUUCACCUCCGACGAUGACAUGGCGACAUUUAAGCAGAAAUCUGAAAGUGGGUCGUCACCAAUCGUUUUGCGAAGUUCUUUACAACAGGACAAGAAAUCACUCCACGACCUUUUGUUUAACGAUUCCGAAGAAACAAGUGAGAGCGAGAAGUUCGACUUUUAUGUUGGUCUUCCUGCUGCGACCAGUGAGCCUUUCAUGACAGCAGACAUGAAGAUUGUUGACGUCCCUCGCUAUGACCAUUUUGACAAAGCUGAUGACGAAUAUCCUGAAAAUGCAACUUACAUCUUGUACGGUGACACAACCAAUGCUUACCUGUUCCACGCUCCCACUAAGUGCCCCGAUUACCUGCAGGUAAAAGCCGUUCCGACAAAAUAAAGAUUUGCAUAGCCAUUUAUAUUAAAAAAGAUUCUACUGAAAAUAACGAAUUCAAAACUAUUUAGCUUCUGGUUAGCUUAACUAACACUUCUCUGUAACAAACCCAAUGGAAUCUAUAUCUUCACCGGAUUUACAGAAAGCGUCACCGGCCUGGCUUAUUUUCCAGUGGGUUAUUCUUUUCUGUAGUACGGUGUAUCUCCCAUAAAAGCUAAAAGAUUUGGCAGGCUUUACGUCUCAACCUGUAUGAAACCUUUGAAAACCCUUUACGUUUUUCUUUAGAGAAAAGAACUAAAAGGUUUACACUUUUAAAUGCGAGAUCGAUUACAUAGUACCUCAGUGUACCCCUUCGUGUUCUUUUGCCAAUGGUAAAAAUGUCUUUUUUUUUUUUAAACAAAUAUAAAUAAAGAAAUACACUGGUUUUGUAGACGUCACGGUAGAAAGUGACCGGGAAGGCAAAAAGUUAGCCUGGCAGAAACAAACAAUUCGCCAGGUAUCGGGGAGGCUACGUUAUCUCUGGGUUAACUUAAUUAAACCACUGGGUAUAGUUUCACUAGGUCUGUUACAGAGGGGUGUUUAACUGGUACAACUGUUUGGAGAGCUAACUAUCAACUCAAUUCCCCGACACUCAGGAUCUGCAUAAGAAACCUGAAGAAGAGCUGUUGCCUAAUUGUCUCCCAUCCGUAAAUGGUAAGACCACCCUGUUUAUUGUCGGAUGAGGGCUCUGAAUCGUAGGCUCCAUGGCACAGAACUUGUGUGUUGUAACAGUCUCUGGCAAAGAUCGUCUUUAGUAUGAAUCUCUAGGGAACAAUUACAUAUCCAAGCCCCAUUUGUGAUAGCCUUACCACUUUGAUGAAUGGUUAAUUGAAAAUCAUAAUUGACGAAUAUAAAAUGAAGACAGGCACGUUUCCUUACCUGUAUGAAAAUCUUAUAGGCCAUCCCUAGUUCCAACAGCUGUCACUUUCAAAACGAGGCCAAGGGCAAAAUUGCUUUAUGGUGAAAAUGAAUUUUAUAUGCACAAAAAUAAAUAUAAAUAUAUAUAUAUAUAUAUAUAUAUAUAUAUAUAUAUAUAAACUUCUGUGUCGAAUGAAGAUACUAAAAACAAUGAAAAACGAAAGUCUUCUUUGCUUUUGCGCUACGCGUUUCACCGCUGUUGCGGCUCUUCAGGCAUAGCAAAGUGUUUUUAUUAACUUAUUACGUCACAGACGUAAUUGUAAUUACAAUUAUAAUGGCUCUUGUAAAACGGAAAGAUAGUAAACUGAAAACCCUAACCUCAACGAACUUGAUUUACGUAAUAACAUGUGCAGGAUGUGGACAUAAUUAUAUAGGAGAAAGGGGUGAUGUCCUGAGAAAUAGAGUGACAGUUCAUAAACAACAAAUCAGAGACCCGCACACACGUAUGCUGGGAGUCAGUAAGCAUAUCGAUGAAUGUGCGGCGGGAUUGACUCCUCAGUUUACUAUCUUUCCGUUUUACAAGAUUCUCAGCCCCUCCGAGGGCAUGAGAAAAAACAAAGAGAGGUUUUUUAUUUUGAAAUAUAAACCCGUUCUUAAUGAUUUGAAAUUACGCUUAUUGCUCGCGUGCUACGAAUUACAAGAGCCAUUAUAACUGUAAUUACAAUUACGUCUGGGACGUAAUAAGUUAAUAAAAACACUUUGCUAUGCCUGAAGAGCCGCAACUGCGGUGAAACGCGUAGCGCAAAAGCAAAGAAGACUUUCUUUUUUUAUUGUUUUUAGUAUAUAUAUAUAUAUAUAUAUAUAUAUAUAUAUAUAUAUAUAUAUAUAUAUAUAUUAUAAAAUAACUGAGAUAGUACGCGUGAUCUGAUUGGUCGAAAACCUAUGGUUUAUUAUACCGGUAAACCCAUAGAAAAAGGCAUCCGGACCACGAGCCAUAAACAAAACUGACUAUUGAUCUGCAAACAACGAUUUUAGAAAGGCUAAAAAAAUGAACAAGUUACUUACCCAGCCCUUCUAAACAUUAAAAGUGUUGGUUUCCACAUUUUAUUACUGAGCUUCACAAUUCGCUACUGCCAUAGCUUUAGAAGUUAUAAAGUACAAAGCUGGAAAGCAGUUUACAUUUCACGACGAUGCCAAAUCGCAGAGAAAGACAACAAAUGUGUGAAUUUCUUGUGUAGAAAGUCUCUAGGAAAACUUAACCAUAUGCCAACCAGCAACAAAACGGAUAGUUUUAGCAUUCUUGAUUUAUUUUAUGUCAAAAUUAAAUUCCUUCAUGAAAGAAAUUGUUCCAAAAAGAGAUCUCUGAUCAAGAUAUGGUACAAAAUCGGCCGCUGUAGGUUGUAAACAAGCUGCCAACGAUGAUGAAAGAUGUCAGAGUUUCGGCUGGUUUUUUCCAACAUUUGUACAAAUUAUUCGGUGAUAUCGAUGCCAUAACCUACCUCAAACCACCUGACUUCACAAAUCGACAAACAUUAACGCCAAUAUGUGGCUACGGCAAAAAAAAACCACCGGCCUUUCUCCACCACUGACAGAUUUCCAUCGGUGACUGUACGUGCAUGUAAAGUUACAUGCGACAACUUCGCAAAUGCAGCCACGUCGCAGCGUUUCUUGAUCAUGAUAAAGCCCAGAAAACAGAUCUUAAACCACUGCGGCUUGUAAAAAAGUGAAUGAAGUCCUCCAUUACAAUAGCUGCCAGUUCCGUCUGUAAGCACGAAAUUCUUACGGAUCGGCUCAACAAAAUACAGCUGCGUACAGUCUGAUGUUCAAUUUUCUACUUCUUUAGUAAACAAACCAUGAACGUAUUGUUUCAUUGUACGUGCGCAUGAAUAUGUGUUGACUUUUCCUGUAAAACAGCUUUCAUAAGUUAUCAUGUAACGAGUGCAAAAACUCGUGUUUUGAAGUACUGCUGUUUGUUGUUUGACUGAACUGAGUUUUGAGAAAGUUCUGCGCUAUUAAAUCGUGAGUCAUGAUUGGCUUAUGAUGACUUUAGAGAGAAGACAUAAAUCGAUCACGGUACUAAAACCAUAUUUUUUACCUAAAAGACUCCACUCUACAAAAGGUUAUUUUAUAAAAACAAUAGACCACACUUUCAAUGGGUUUACCGGCGUGAUAACCCACUUGGGAUGUUGGGAGAACACUCAAAAAGCUUGUAAAUCACUCGCCUUCGGCUCGUGAUUUACAAGCUUUUCUCGUGUUCUCCCAACAUCCCGCGUGGGUUAUCACUCCGGUAAACCCAUAGAAAGUGUGGUCUAUUGCUUAAAUAUAUAUAUAGUUUAUAUCAGUGGCUUUUCACUUAGCCUCGCUUUGAAACAGAGUCUUGAAGCAACCUGGACAUGGCCUAUUUGUGGGUCCCCCUUAUCAUUAUUCCAUACAUUAUUAUUUUAAGGCGUUCUAUCUGUUCACGUCCUUUGGACACCAAUUUGCCGCCUUGUUAUUUUUAAAUGAAACAGGACUUGGUAAUUAACAGGUAAUUAAAUUCUUGGUUUAAGUUUCAAUCCUUUUCUUUUCAUGUACGUGUUCGCUUACAACCUUCUUUGUCGUUGGUACUGUCUAGAUUGUAUGCCUUAAAGAAGUCCCCACUGGUCUUGGCGAUAUUCAGGAAAAAGAAGUAAUUCUCAAGCAAGGCGUAGAUGCUGAGAUUCUUGGGGUUCCUGGGGCAACGACCGAACAAGGAGGGAAGAUUGUGGAUCCCCUAAUAGAUCCCGAAGCAGAUCCACAAAAAACAUACGACAUCCACUUCGUUGGAAUUCAGGGGCAGGAAGUUACGACAGCUGUCGCUAUAAAGCGGAAGAUUUGGUUCGAUGGCGAGGUUUUGAACGAAUCCGCUGCGACUCCCUGAGUAUCUCGUGAUUGAAGACCACCGGUCUCCUUGGAAAUUGAGAAAAGUUCUAGAUAGGGGCCUGAGACCCAUCAUAAGCACGUUUAGAAAGAUGCAUAACUAGUGGGAAAGUGCCAUAUGUGCAUGUAGAGUAAUGAGAUUAACCAUGCAUUUGAUAAAACUUGACAAAUGAUUUAAUGGACUUGAUCGAUUUGUAUGCACAGCCCACUUUAAUUCUAGGCUUUCAGAAAUUUAAGCAUACAGCUUAGUCCUCAAGUAACAUUAGCGUGAAACAACGGAG